Molecule: messenger RNA, 2497 nt
Organism: Mya arenaria
Lineage: Eukaryota; Metazoa; Mollusca; Bivalvia; Myida; Myidae
Product: peroxidase-like
Exons: 16
Coding region: 186-2369 (727 amino acids)
Biological process (GO): response to oxidative stress
Molecular function (GO): peroxidase activity; heme binding
Source: RefSeq, a predicted model, not a curated record
AACACAACAGAAAUUAACAGUAAAAAAACUGUUUUCUGUUCUAAAGCAUUUCAUUUAAUUAAUAUUUGAGCUGAACAAUUGAAAUAAGAUAAUGUAAGAAACAGUGUCAAAUAAAACUAAACAUGGCUUACUAUUAAUAUCGUUGUAAACUGAUGGAAUAAAAAGUGUAAUUGCAUAGAAAUAAUAUGAUAAAAGAGGUUUCCACGAUGCUUAUGUUCCUGGUCGUCAUAGCGACGGGCAUGGUAGUGGAAGUCGGCUCUGAAAGUCACGUGAUGCACCACCGGGAUUUGCGUCACGCAUUAGACCACGCUUUUCAGACAGCUGAAGGAAGUCUGGCAAAACAGAUAGCAAUCAAUCAGGAAAUGCAUACGACGGGAGUUGACGGCGAACAGAGGCGUAGAAGGGGUCACUUUAUCAACAUGUUCGGUUGGAUAAAGAAGUUGAACGUCGAACAGUCCAAGAAAGCGUUUAUCUUGCUAGCUGCAUCGAAACAGAUAUCACAAUUAUUAGGUAAGACAAUUAAAGUGUUACAAGCUGAUCCUAAGUUUGUAAAGAUGUGGGCGGAGUUUGCCUCUCGAUACUGCAAGCCCCGCCUUCCUGCCUGUGACGUGGCGACACGCUAUAGGACAAUCGAUGGCUCCUGUAACAAUAUCAAACAGAUAACCUGGGGAAUGGCGGAACGACCUCAAGCUCGAUAUAUGCCACCUGUUUACCAUGACGGUGUGGGCACACCCCGUCAGUUCAGCAUCACUGGUUCUCCUCUCCCAAGCGCCCGCCAUGUGAGUAACGUGCUGCAUAAUGGCGGUGUCUCUGACCUGCUGGAACCAGUCGACUCGGCCAUGGUCAUGCAGUGGGGACAGACAUUGGAUCAUGAUAUGAUUGACACACCUGUUGUGAAAGGUCACAAAGAGAAUGACAUACAGUGUUGCCGGAUUGAUGCCAGUCUACGGGCGAAGAGGGCGCCAUGUUUCCACAUACAUAUCCCUAAGGGAGACCCGAGGUUUCUCUCCACAUGCAUGAACUUUGUACGGUCAGCACCAGCACGGGAUGAUUUUUGCAAAAUUUCACAACGCCAGCAAAUAAACCAAGCAACAGCUGUGAUUGAUGCCAGCUACCUGUAUGGAACCGAUCACGACACAAUGAAAACAUUGAGGACAUUUAAAGGAGGGUUGUUAAAGAUGACAGAUUCUGGCGCCUUUAUCCCAACAAAAGACCAGACUAGUUGUGAACGAGAUGUUCCCAGUGACUAUUGCAUGAAAUCAGGCGACCUGCGGAUACACGUGGUACCUAGCCUUGCAUCUACACAAAUCAUGAUGCUACGGGAGCACAACCGUAUUGCCACCAUCCUGGGAAACCUCAACACUCAUUGGUCGGAUGAAACAGUUUUCCAGGAAACGCGAAAAAUCAUUGCUGCUUUGAAUCAGCAUAUUGCCUUUACCGAAUAUUUGCCUAUAGUCAUAGGAGUCAAGACAAUGUCCAAGUACGGCCUCCGCUCCAAACCAAGAGGUUUCAACCACGUGUACAAUCCCAAGAUUGAUCCAACCAUCAGAAACUCCUGGGGUGCGGCCUCCUUCCGGUUUGCUCACUCUGCUGUACCCGGGGACAUUGGAGGUGUUAACAUGAAAGGGAUUCCCAGGACUACAACACUGGAGUCUACGUUCAACAAACCUACCAUGGUUCUAGAAAACGGAGGACGAGGAAGUGAUGACGUCAACAGGUGGCUGACUACAAACAGGGGAGGCAAACAGGAUCGGUUUCUCGACCCGGCGAUCAGGGACUUCCUGUUUCUGGACGAUACUGGCCAGAGUUUUGAUCUUGCCGCCUUAAAUAUACAGCGAGGUCGCGAUCAUGGUAUCCCAGGCUACAACGCGUGGCGGAAGUGGUGCGGACUUCCGGUUGCCUUUCACUUCCUUUCAAAACCUGGAGGAGUGGUAGACAUUCAUCCUGAUGCUGCAAAAGUCCUCGCAGAUGUAUAUAUGCACCCUGACGACAUCGAUUUAUACUCCGGAGGUUUGGCAGAGAUGUUAUUGCCAGGCAGUCGUAUGGGCCCGACAUUUGCAUGCAUUAACGCCAGACAGUUUCAAGAUGUGAAAUUUGGGGACAGGUUUUGGUACGAAAACAACUACCCGAGAACAGGCUUCACAUUUGAACAACUCAACGAAGUGAAAAAGAUGAAACUAUCCAAUAUAAUGUGUCAUACACAGCCAACAAAACUGGUUGCCAGAAACCUUUUUGAAAUUCCAUCAAAAAAAAAUCCUUUGGUAGAGUGUAGCCAUCUUGAAGACAUGGACUUGCGACAUUGGAAGGAACAUGUUUAUAUGACUAAGGGCCCGUACGUGCCCAUAAAACUCUUACAAAAGUAUUUCUAAAUGAUCAUAAGGAAUGUAAUAUAUUUAUUGAUAGGCAUGUUAUUCAGUCCAAAACAUACAAUAUAUAAUUAUAUGGUAUUUCAAUUGAUAAACACUCUUUACAGCAAAUUGCUAUUUUGCAGUUAAUU